This is a messenger RNA of Soboliphyme baturini, 1023 nucleotides long. NCBI's taxonomy places the organism in Eukaryota, Metazoa, Nematoda, Enoplea, Dioctophymatida, Soboliphymatidae. The record is from the annotation of a GenBank genome assembly.
UUGAACACUGACUCAAUCAGGAGCACCUUAAUUUUUCGUAUAAACGAUUUUACUUUGCAGCACAAUACUCAGGGUAUCAACUGCCAAGACUGCAAGAAUUUUUUCUAUCGUCCUUCCGGCGUUUCGCAUUACAACCCUGACGCAUGCCGUCACUGCGAUUGCGAAGCAACUGGUUCCGUCGAUGGCUCAUGCGUGAAGGACGACGGCGAGGCCACACAAGGACUGAGCCCUGGUGACUGUUAUUGCAAACCAGGAUUCGGUGGUCAUCGUUGCGACCGUUGUGCGUUGGGCUACAGAAACUAUCCUGUAUGUGAGCCGUGUCCUUGUUCGAUAGCCGGGUCCCUGAACUACGCUACUUGUGAGGACAGCUGCCAAUGCAAGGAAAACGUCGCCGGCAUCUUUUGCGACCGUUGUAAGCCAGGCUUUUUCAAUCUGGAUGUGGACAACCCGAAUGGCUGCACGGCUUGUUUCUGUUUCGGAAUCAUCAACGAAUGCCAGCAAGUCAACUGGGGGACCGAAAAGAUUAUGGACAUGAGUGGCUGGAUACUGACGGAUGCGGACGGCAAGAGGAGUAGCAGCUUGCUGAAAAGUUCUUUCGGACUGUCGUUGACGGCGAACAGCCGCCAGAUGCAAGACAAAUCACUCGCUUACUGGAAGGCGCCUUCAGCGUACUUGGGAGAUUUGGUAAGUAAUCUCACCUUUUAUCGCAUUCUUUCGUACGGAGGAUAUCUUCACUAUUUCGUCUACUUUGCAGCAGAUGCUCAUGGCCCUCUGACGCCAAUGGCGGAUGUUGUGCUCAAGGGUAACCGAAUGACGAUCGAACACUCGUUGAAAAUGAACUUCCCUGAGCGCGAAAACAUCAGUAUCUCUGUUCGAUUUAGCGAAAUCUCUGAUUGGUUUCAUCGAGAUACGCAUAUCCGAGUGAACAAACGAGAGUUUAUGACCGUUCUUGCUGACGUACAGCUUUUGAUGGUUCGUGCCGUAUAUCACAAGCAUCAGAUGCAGUCCAGGUGCGUAUUUUAG